Molecule: messenger RNA, 2680 nt
Organism: Oryzias melastigma (Indian medaka)
Lineage: Eukaryota; Metazoa; Chordata; Actinopteri; Beloniformes; Adrianichthyidae
Product: nucleus accumbens-associated protein 2
Exons: 8
Coding region: 515-2398 (627 amino acids)
Biological process (GO): regulation of transcription by RNA polymerase II
Molecular function (GO): RNA polymerase II cis-regulatory region sequence-specific DNA binding; DNA-binding transcription factor activity, RNA polymerase II-specific; protein binding
Source: RefSeq, a predicted model, not a curated record
UGCUGUUUUUGCAUGCUUUCUUGUGUGACAGUCAGCCUCGCUGUGUGUUUGUCUCUGCGGCGACGAGCUCUGAUCAUGCCGUCUCCCAUCCUCUGCAGGGCAGUUAGCCGCAUUAGCUCCCUGCUUGUCCUCAGAUGACUCCUCCUCCUCCUCCUCUUCCUCCUCGGCUGUCUGCUGUAUCGCUGCCUCCCCGCUCCCCCCCUCCUCCCUUCUGUGACACAUCAGACGAUACGACUGAGCAGAGGAGAAGAAGAAAACCUCUCCCAGCACGCCGUCCUGCCUGCUGCAUGGAGGAGAAAGAGGAGCAGAAGGAGCUGUUCCACUUCACUCUGAUGGCUUCUUCCAUUUUGAUCCACCAUUUCUUCCUCUGACCUUGAUCAGACCCAAACCUCCCUGACCUCAUGGAUCUGAAACAUUCUGGUGGAAAUCUCCUCAGUAUCCCUGACACCUAAACAUCUAUCCACCGCAUUCUAUCAGUCACUUCCUGUCCUGUCUCACCGUGGAGUGGUUUGCCAUGUCGGAGGGACUGCUGCAAGUGGAGAUCCCAGACUUCGGGAGCAGCGUGCUGGGCAGCUUAAAUGAGCAGCGCCUGCUGGGCCACUACUGCGAUGUUUCCAUUCUGGUGCAAGGCCGGGCCUUCAAGGCGCACCGGGCCGUGUUGGCUGCCUCCUCGCUCUACUUCAGAGAUCUGUUCAGCUCUGCGGCUGAACCCUCCUCUUCUUCGUCGUCCCCAUUACCUUCCUCCUCCCAGGCGGUUUUCGAGCUGCCAUCUUCAGUGACGCCAACGUGUUUCCAGCAGAUUCUCUCGUUCUGUUACACAGGCCGCCUCAGCAUGGCUGCCAGUGAGCAGCUGGUGCUCAUGUACACCGCCGGCUACCUGCAGAUCCAGAACAUUGUGGAGCGAGGCAUGGAGCUGAUGAUGAUGAAGGCUUCAUCGUCUCCACUUUGCUGCGAUUCUCAGACCACCUCAGCAGAUGAGCUUGGAGGUUUCGAUGCCCCAACGGUGCAGCAGCAGCAGCAGCAGGGAACCCCCCUGUUGCAGGAGGUCAGUCUGGACCAGCCGUCCCUGAGCCCAGAGGAGCUGCUGCUGGCCGUCAGCAGGAUCAAGCAGGAGAGGGCCGACACUCCUCCUGCAGAGGAGAAUGGAGGAGAAGCCAGAGUAGAUGUUGGCGAACUGCAGUCAACUAGGAACAGUGCUCUGUGCUACCUGAGCACUGGUGGAGGCUUGAUUCCAGGACUGCAGUCCUACCUGCUGGCAGGCGGGGGGCGAGCGAGCCCUGCAGGGUCCAGUAUCCCAACAGACUCACCUCCUUCCCAUCCACCCACUGAGGAAGACCUGGAAGAAGAUUACUAUGGCAGCACUGUCCACCCGGGAAUCUACCAGCACAUAUAUAGUCAUCCUGGAAACCCCUACAUCCAAGAGAAGCUGGAAGUGCUGCCUCUUCCACUGGCUAACGACCGCCGGCCCUGCGUGCUGGUUGGCCGGGACAACAUGGCCUUGCCAGCUAGUCUGAUCAGUCAGAUUGGGUAUCGUUGUCAUCCAUCGCUCUACACAGAAGGAGACCCCGGAGAAAAGGUGGAGCUGGUGGCAGGUUCAGGUGUGUUCAUGACGCGUGGUCAGUUAAUGAACUGUCACCUUUGUGCUGGAGUGAAACACAAAGUGCUGCUCAGGAGGCUGCUAGCCACCUUCUUUGACAGAAACACUUUGGCCAACAGCUGUGGGACAGGGAUCCGCUCAUCCACCAACGAUCCGAGCCGAAAGCCGCUGGACAACCGUGUGUUAAACACUGUUAAAUUGUACUGUCAAAACUUUGCUCCAAACUUCAAAGAGAGCGAGAUGAAUGUCAUUGCCGCUGACAUGUGUACCAAUGCCCGCCGGGUGCGCAAACGCUGGCUCCCAAAGAUUCAGUCCCUCCUUCCUGAUGGCCUUCACGCUCCUGCCAAUGCCCACUCUCGCAAGACCAAGAGGGGAGGAGGAGGUGCAGCAGGAGAGGUGGCGCCACAGCCCAGCGGAAGUCCCUUCGAUCUGGAUCUGCGGCAGCUUGGUGCCUCCUACCUCGGCUUGGAUUCGCCGCUUUUUGGAGAUCGGCGAGAGCGAGAGGCUGCAGGCGACAAGGAGGCCCCGUCCAGUCUCCUGCCUCAUCUGCAGUUUGCGGGGUCUCGUGGAGGAGGAGGAGGGGGAGGAGGUGGGGGGCAGGUGGAGGAAAGGCUUACUGGAGGUGAGGCACAUGGGGAGGAGAGGAACGAACAGACCCCUGACCUCCCCCUCUCCUCUGCUUCCUCCUCCUCAUCUUCCUCCUCACACCCUUCCCCUCAGCCUGCAGAGCCGGCCCCUCCUCAAAAGGGAUUGGCCGACGCAGAUGAGCGGAGGGAGGAGCCUCUGGAAGAAAGCCAGUAAGCUUUCAAAUGCAUCUGCCUACCUGUACGUAAAAACAACAGCUACCUGCCCCCUUCCGUAUACCGUCCCUACCGCCUCACUACCUGUCCGCCUGUCUACCUCUAUGCUCCUGUCUCCGGCUCUACUGCAUGUGAACAGCCUCUGCAGUCCAGUACACAGGCCCAUACACCAAAACUGAUAAUAAUGGCAACGAACCUAAAAAAGGAUUAUAAAGCUUCUUGAUAAUCAGGUUGAUAUUUUCUGUGUUUGAUCCAAAACAAAUAAAGUCUGACAAAAAGCCUA